AUGCAUUUCGAAAUUGUCGCGCUCGAGAAACAGCAUCAGCCGCUCUUCGAGACACUCGACCUCCCACCAGACACGACCUACAGCCUCAGUUCAUAUCUCUCUACCACGCGCGACGAACUGCACGCCCGCAUUCGUAAUGCUGAUAUCGUUAUUGUUACAACCGUAAAGCUUGAUGCUGAAACGUUGAGCCACGGUGUCACACCGCGAUUGCGUUACGUUAUUGUCUCCGCAACAGGCACGGACUGCGUAGACCUCCAUUCUUGCCAGGCCCGAGCCAUCCAUGUAUGCAACUGUCCAGGGGCAAAUCUGGAGGCAGUAUCCGAGCGUGCAAUAAGUCUUUACUUUGCAGCGCGACGCAGGACUGUUCUACUAGAUGAGAUUACACGUCGCCAGCCCAGAAAGCGUAUCGCAGUCGUCGGACGCGCCCUGGGGAUGAAGGUGCUCGUGGCUGCUCGUAAGCCGUCCUCCGACCCCGUACAGGGGGAUGCACACGAUGCACUUCAGAUGUCAAAAACGGAAGAUAGCCUCAUCGUCUUGUCGCUACCGCGAAACCCAGGAACGCUGAACCUACUAUCUGCGCCCGAAUUCGAAAGGAUGCAUUCUUAUGCCGUUUUGGUCAACAUCGCGAGAGGCGGUAUCGUCGACGAAGCAGCCGUCGUGCAGGCUUUGAAAGAGAAGCGCAUUGCAGGCUAUGCGACGGACGUGUACCAAGUCGAGCCUGCGGGGGGACCGGAAGACACGCCUCUCCUCGCGGAUAAUGCAAAGGACUUGAACUUCACUCUGAGCCCACAUCUUGCGUGGUUCUCGCAAAGGACGGUCAAGAACUUGGGGGAGAUUCUCAAAAGUACAACAGAGGCAGCAAUCAAGGGCGAAGACCUUAAUGUGGUCGUCUAA
Didymella exigua CBS 183.55 is the source of this 894-nucleotide messenger RNA. Its product is annotated as glycerate dehydrogenase. The record is from RefSeq and is a predicted model, not a curated record. Bases 1 to 894 code for a protein of 297 amino acids. Gene Ontology annotation, molecular function: oxidoreductase activity, acting on the CH-OH group of donors, NAD or NADP as acceptor; NAD binding. Lineage: Eukaryota; Fungi; Ascomycota; Dothideomycetes; Pleosporales; Didymellaceae. The transcript has 3 exons.